AUGGGUGACGCCGGCUCUCCCCCUCGCGGCAUCCGCAUCGCAAUCGACCGCGGCGGCACUUUCACAGACUGCGUCGGCAACCCGGGCACAGGCAAGAUGGAAGACGAUGUCUUGAUCAAGCUCCUCUCCGUCGACCCGCAGAACUACGAAGAUGCACCACUAGAAGGAAUUCGUCGGCUUCUGGAGAAGUUCUCAGGCAAAGAGAUCCCUCGUGGUCAGCCUUUAGACACCAGCAAGAUCGAGGGUAUACGGAUGGGAACCACUGUCGCCACGAAUGCGUUACUCGAACGAAAGGGCGAGGAUAUUGCCAUGGUCGUGACGAAAGGCUUCAAGGACUGUCUAGAGAUCGGGAACCAGAGUCGGCCGAAUAUCUUUGAUUUGGGUAUCCGGAAGCCAGAGGUUUUGUAUAAGAAGGUGGUUGAGAUCGAUGAGCGAGUGACGUUGGAGGACUAUGCUGAGGAUCCGGAGAGGCAUAGUACGGAGGCAAAAGCACUAGAAGAGGCGGGCAAGGACGCUGAGUUGGUGAAGGGGUUGAGUGGAGAAGCUGUGAGGAUCUUGCAACGGCCACGAGAAGAGCAGAUAAGAAAGCAACUACAAGAGGUGUACGAUUCUGGAUUGAGGAGUAUCGCAGUGUGUUUGAUGCACGGGUAUACAUAUCCGUACCAUGAGGCGGUGGUGGGCAAGGUCGCGAGGGACAUUGGCUUUGAGCACGUGUCUCUAUCGCAUGAACUUAUGCCUAUGAUCAAGCUCGUACCGAGAGCAACGUCUGCGUGUGCUGAUGCAUAUCUCACGCCUGCAAUACGGAAGUACAUUGAUGGGUUCCAGAAGGGCUUCGAGGGUGGCCUGGGCACGGAGAGAGUGAAGCAAGAGCAAGGGUCGAAGGGUGCAAGAUGCGAGUUCAUGCAAUCGGAUGGCGGUCUUGUAGACGUGGACAUCUUUUCAGGUCUGCGUGCUAUCCUUUCUGGUCCUGCUGGCGGUGUGGUUGGCUACGCACUAACGAGCUACGACCCUGAGACGCGAACACCAGUCAUUGGCUUCGACAUGGGCGGCACGUCGACAGACGUAAGCAGAUACGGCGAGGGACGAUACGACCACGUUUUCGAGACAACCACGGCCGGCGUCACAAUACAAAGUCCACAACUAGAUAUCAACACAGUCGCUGCUGGCGGUGGCUCAAGACUUUUCUUCCGGAACGGCCUAUUUGUGGUUGGACCAGAGAGUGCAGGUGCUCAUCCAGGCCCGGCAUGUUAUCGCAAAGGUGGUCCCUUGGCCAUAACAGACGCAAACUUGUUCUUAGGACGACUACUUCCUGACUUCUUCCCCAAGAUUUUCGGCAAGAACGAAGACGAAGGUCUGGACGAGCAAGCAAGCGAGAAGCUUUUCAAAGAGCUCACUGAACAGAUCAACAAAGAGCAAGGCAAGAACAUGAGCCCAGACGAGGUAGCGAAUGGCUUCAUCAAAAUUGCGAACGAGACAAUGACGAGGCCUAUUCGCUCCCUCACCGAAGCGAGAGGCCAUGACACAAGCAAGCAUCGUCUUGCGACUUUUGGUGGUGCGGGCGGUCAACAUGCUGUAGCCAUCGCAGAGGCGCUUGGCAUUGGUCAGAUUCUCGUCCACCGCUACUCUUCAGUGCUCAGCGCGUACGGCAUGGCUCUAGCGGAUGUCGUCGAUGAAAGGCAGGAGCCUGAAUCCAAGGUAUGGUCGGAUAAGGACCAGGACGUCAAGCAAUAUCUGCAGGACAAGAUGGAAGAGCUGAAGAAGAAGUCCGCGGCGACGUUACGCGAUCAAGGGUUCGACGGAUCCAACAUCCAUUUUGAAGAGUAUCUGAACAUGCGGUACCGAGGCACAGAGUCUGCGUUGAUGAUAAUCAAGCCAACAGGCGAAGAGGCUGAUGGCGAUGAGUGGGCGUUCGGCAAAGCGUUUGUGAAGCAGCACGAGCAAGAGUUCGGCUUCACUCUACCUGAUCGAGACAUCAUAAUCGACGAUGUCCGAGCGAGAGGCAUUGGCAAAACGUUCGAAGGUCUGGAAAAGACCGUCGAUCAACAACUAAAAGAGAUCACGCCCAAAGACCUGGGCAAGGAUGCCAAAGUCUACGGUCAACGGAAGGUGUAUUUCGAAGGCGGUCGUCAAGACACUGCCGUCUACAAGCUUGGAGAGCUGGCUGUUGGUGAUCGGAUUCGAGGUCCUGCAAUCAUCGCGGAUGGUACACAAACGAUUGUCGUUACACCAGAGGCAACCGCUUUGAUCAUCAACACGCACGUUGUGAUCAACAUUGGUGAACCCGACCACCAGAACAAGAAGGUGACCACGAAAGAGGUCGACCCUAUCAUGCUAAGUAUCUUCGCCCACCGCUUCAUGGCCAUUGCUGAGCAGAUGGGUCGCGCUCUGCAGAAGACGAGCGUCAGCACGAACGUCAAGGAGCGCCUAGAUUAUUCAUGCGCACUAUUCGAUGCCGAUGGUGGUCUUGUCGCCAAUGCACCACAUCUGCCAGUCCACCUAGGCAGCAUGUCGACUUGCGUACGGAAGCAAGCUGAGAUCUGGCGUGGGAAGCUGAAAAAGGGCGACGUGUUGGUAUCAAACCAUCCAAUGUUCGGUGGAACACAUUUGCCAGACAUCACUGUCAUCACACCUGCAUUCAGUGGUGACAACAUCGUGUUCUACGUCGCAUCGCGAGCACAUCAUGCAGAUAUUGGUGGUAUUCUACCUGGCUCUAUGCCACCUCACUCUCGAGAGCUCAUCCAGGAAGGAGCGAGGAUCAAGAGUGAGAAGCUUGUGUCAGAAGGCCACUUUGAUGAGGAGCGCAUAACAGAGCUAUUGCUCCACGAGCCAGCACAACAUCCUGGUUGUAGCGGCACGCGAUGCCUUCCCGACAAUCUCAAUGAUCUGAAGGCACAGAUCGCGGCUAAUCAGAAGGGCAUCAACUUGAUCUUAACGCUUAUCGAAGACUACGGCGAAGACGUCGUUCAGUUCUACAUGCACAACAUCCAGGACAAUGCCGAGCUCAGCGUCCGCAACCUCCUGAAGGAUGUAUCGAAACGCUUCGAAGGCCAAGAUCUGUCUGCAAUAGACUACAUGGACGAUGGCAGCCCGAUCCAGCUCAAGAUCACGAUCAACGCAGAAAAGGGCGAGGCAGUCUUUGACUUCACUGGAACAGGACCCGAAGUCUAUGGCAACACCAACGCCCCGGAAGCCGUCACCUACUCCGCCAUUAUCUACUGUCUACGCUGCCUGAUCAGCGAGGACAUCCCGCUGAACCAAGGCUGCCUUAAACCAGUUGAAGUCAUCAUACCGCCCAAGUCCUUCCUCUCUCCAUCCGGGACUGCCGCCGUUGUGGGUGGAAACGUCCUCACCUCUCAGCGUGUUACGGAUGUUGUCUUGAAGGCCUUCCAAGCCUGCGCCGCAAGUCAAGGCGAUACCAACAACCUCACCUUCGGCUUUGGCGGCAAUGUCGCAGGGCAGGACGCAGAGAAGGGAUUCGGGUACUACGAGACUAUUGCCGGUGGCAGUGGUGCAGGGCCAACUUGGGAUGGAACGAAUGGUGUGCAUACGCAUAUGACGAAUACGAGGAUCACUGACGCGGAAGUCUUCGAAAGAAGGUACCCAGUGAUUUUGAGAGAAUUCAGUCUACGGCCUGGAAGUCACGGCAAGGGGCAGCACAAAGGUGGAGAUGGAGUCGUGCGCGACAUUGAGUUCCGCAUACCCGUGCAGGUCAGCAUUCUCUCAGAGCGACGAGUCUAUCAUCCAUACGGCUUAGCCGGAGGAGAGGACGCCUCUUGUGGUCACAAUACUUGGGUACGAAAGGUGCCGAAGGUCAAGGGCUCAGAUGCCGAGACGAAGCCGCAGACGAAUAGUGACGUGAAUGGUGGUGAACAGCAAGACUACGAGGAGUUGCACGUAUCGCUCGGCGCGAAGAAUACUGCAUCGAUGCAGCCUGGCGAGAGGAUUAUUGUGAAAACUCCGGGUGGUGGUGGGUGGGGACCUGUUGGGAAGGGCUCUGAGCACAGGCAGAGUGAGGAUCCAAAGAAAGCGUGGAAGGGAGGCAGUGUUGCGAGUAGACAGGCGGAGGGCGAGGCUAGCGCAUAG
Fulvia fulva is the source of this 4083-nucleotide messenger RNA. RefSeq lists its product as uncharacterized. Gene Ontology annotation, molecular function: 5-oxoprolinase (ATP-hydrolyzing) activity. Bases 1 to 4083 code for a protein of 1360 amino acids. The record is from RefSeq and is a predicted model, not a curated record. Gene Ontology annotation, cellular component: cytosol. NCBI's taxonomy places the organism in Eukaryota, Fungi, Ascomycota, Dothideomycetes, Mycosphaerellales, Mycosphaerellaceae. Gene Ontology annotation, biological process: glutathione metabolic process. The transcript has a single exon.